This is a messenger RNA of Phaedon cochleariae (mustard beetle), 833 nucleotides long. Lineage: Eukaryota; Metazoa; Arthropoda; Insecta; Coleoptera; Chrysomelidae. The record is from the annotation of a GenBank genome assembly.
CUAAUGUUACUCCUCUUAUCACUAAUGAAAAACUAUUUACGAAUAAACAAUUAUCAGUGAUUAGAUUUCUGCGCGGCACCAGGAAAAAUUAUGAACUUGGGGAAGCCAGAAUUCAAUUCAGAUUGGAAUGAACAUAAUGAAAUGAUUGGUGAAGUUGAUGAUACCUAUGAAACUGAGGAGCCUAAACAAGAAUGGAGGCAUUCCCUUGAAAGGGCACAUUAUUAUAAAAUAGUGAAAUUCUGUGUGAAUGAUUUACAGGAAUCAUUGAAGCAGGAUGACCACUUCCUUGUUAGAAAAACUCCGUUUGUGUAUGUUCACAUAUGUGGGACAAUUUUAUCAAAAAAUGUUAGCAAAUCAAAGGUUUUCAUGGAAGUUAAUGAUGGCACAGGUUCCAUUGAAUGUUCACUAGAAGAUAAUUAUUUCAAUUUAUCUGGAUCAAUAAGUGAUAGAAAUAAUAUGCAGGAUCAUCUUCAAAAACAGUCUGAGAACAAUAUUGUUUUGCAAGGUGUUAUGGUACUUUACUCUGCUCUGAGGAAUUUAGACAAAGUUAUUCCUAAAGAUGAGCAGGAUUUAAAAAUUGGUGAUUUGGUGUCCCUUGAAGGAAAGCUGUCUAAACACAAUGGAGUAUUUCACGUAUUUGUUGAAAAAGUCAUCAGAAGGAAUGUUAGUGAUUUUAUUGAGCAUCUGGUACGUCAGAAAUUAUUUUAUCAAAAUCUAUUUGAGGCAGAUCAGAGCGGAUCAGAUGCUGCUCAAAUAAUCUGAACAUGAAAAAAUUGCAGGAAAGUACAAGGAUGUAGGAUGUAUUACAAUAACAAAAUAUACUGCUUCAAUAA